AUGAAUACGCGAGCUCUCCCUCCCUCCACUGGCUCAAAACUCUCCACGAAUGCCAACGUCAAAGCCUAUGCAUCAGAUUGGGCAGUUGUGCUUAUCCUAUUGGUGUAUUUCUUUAGUAUAGCUGAACAUGCCAACCCAUUUCAACGCCAAUUUCUGAUCACCGACUUGUCAAUAGCGCAUCCUUUCGCAACCGAAGAACGUGUUUCCGGGAUUGCAUGUAUACUUUUAGCAUCCAUUUUGCCCCUAGCCAUCAUGUUUUCGGUGACAAUUUUGAAAACUUAUACCAAUAAAACCAGCUCAAAAUAUGAUCCAUUACACAUUUUCCAGAUCAGUUUGUUGGGGCUUGCCUUAUCCAUCUUUUUGGACGGCGUGGUAACAGAUAUUCUUAAGAACUGGAUUGCUCGACCACGGCCUGACUUUUUAGCCAGAUGUGGUGUCAAAAUUGAUAAUCAACCAGGCGAGUUACUCGACGUCAGUGUUUGCAGCGCCCCAUUGGGAGUACCGCUCUUGUUGGACGGUAUGAGGUCCACUCCUUCGGGUCAUUCAUCCAUCAGUUUCGCAGCGUUUUUGUAUCUUUCAUUGUGGCUAUCAGGUCAAUUUAAGUUGUUCACUUCAACACCACAGCAUAUGUACAAGUACAUUUUAGUGUUCUUGCCGUUACUACUUGCUACAUACGUUGCAUCGAGUAGAGUUCAGGACUAUAGACACCAUUUCAUGGAUGUGAUAUUAGGCUCCGUGCUAGGUAGCACCAUCGCUCUGCUGGUUUAUUUUCAUUAUUGGAGUGGAAUUCAAAGUGACACAUGUGACAGCCCUAGAUCAUUCAAGAAUGCCCCAGAACAUGUUUUGCCUUUAUAG
Molecule: messenger RNA, 855 nt
Organism: Lodderomyces theae
Lineage: Eukaryota; Fungi; Ascomycota; Pichiomycetes; Serinales; Debaryomycetaceae
Gene: DPP2
Product: phosphatidate phosphatase
Exons: 1
Coding region: 1-855 (284 amino acids)
Biological process (GO): phospholipid metabolic process
Molecular function (GO): phosphatidate phosphatase activity
Source: RefSeq, a predicted model, not a curated record